Molecule: messenger RNA, 459 nt
Organism: Fusarium keratoplasticum
Lineage: Eukaryota; Fungi; Ascomycota; Sordariomycetes; Hypocreales; Nectriaceae
Exons: 1
Coding region: 172-459 (95 amino acids)
Source: RefSeq, a predicted model, not a curated record
UUGUGUCUCCCCCAUCCUAUAAGUAAACCGCCUUCCUCCCCCAGAAUCUCACACGAAUUCUUCCCUUUCACAUCAUCCACUCUCGGUUUCUGCCUCGACCACGACCACUACUCGCCCCCGUACUUAUUUAAAAACCCCUUCAAGCUCAUCUCGACACGCCAACACGCCACCAUGUCUUCCUACUCCGAAACCCUCACUGCCGAGCAGGCUAUCAGCUUGCUCAACGGCAGAUUUCAACUCGACUUGAUGCUCAAGCUGUCCAAGCUUGACAUCACCGACUUUCAGCAUCUUUCUCGGACACCUGCAUUCCGGGACGCCCUAAAGAGGGCGCUUCGAGUCUCCUGGAGGCAGCAGCAUGAUGGAGAGUGGAAGCCUGCGUGUGGCCAGGGCGUGGCCGUCAAGCGCCUUGAGGAGUGGGCGACGUCUGCCGUGUACGCGCAAAUGAUAAAUCGUCGCUAG